Tigriopus californicus is the source of this 3137-nucleotide messenger RNA. RefSeq names its product 3-phosphoinositide-dependent protein kinase 1-like (gene Pdk1). The transcript is spliced from 3 exons. Gene Ontology annotation, molecular function: protein serine/threonine kinase activity; ATP binding. Lineage: Eukaryota; Metazoa; Arthropoda; Copepoda; Harpacticoida; Harpacticidae. Gene Ontology annotation, biological process: intracellular signal transduction; peptidyl-serine phosphorylation. The coding region runs from base 482 to 2380 and encodes 632 amino acids. The record is from RefSeq and is a predicted model, not a curated record.
UAGGGCAGUUGAUUGGGAAACCCGAAGGACACUACUCACUCAGUGGUGCACACUGGUGGGUUCAAAUCCAAGAGCCAGAAGCUCUCUGUCGUCGGGAGUUCACUCUCGCUCUCGCUCUUUCUCGAUAUCCAUCCAUAUCCAUCUAUCCAUUAUCCAUCCCUCACUUGUCAGUCUAUGCCUUGACUCCGCGAUUGAUGCGCCCCUCUUUUUCACGGCAGAGCCAUCGGCAAUGAAUCACUCGCCGCCUGGAGGAUCCAUUCUGGCCGUCUGCUGGUUGGUCCCGUGCUUAAUGAAGUUAAUGAACAACUGGCUCCAUCAUGUCUCCAUCAUGACUCCAUCAUCAUUCCAUCCGGCAUAAGCCCCAUCAAUUAGUCCCUGUGGCCCGUCUGACCUUUUGUACCUUGUGUACCGUGCCGGCCGGGCAGCCCCCGGAUGCGGGUCCCGCCCUGGAUGGGCAGCUGGCUGAAAGCUUAGACCUAAGAUGAGUGGCGCGAGUAGUGGCGCUGUGGCCGACGCCCGGGUGUCCUCGUCCUCCUCGUCGUCGUCGUCGUUGCCUGCGGGCUUGAGAGGCGUAGGCGGGGUUCGCUCGAGCGGCGGGCCGGUGGGUGGGCCGUUGGCCAGCGCCUCGGUCAUCUCGUCGAGUACGGACGUCCUCAGGACGGACCGGCCAUCGGUCCUGCCCCCGAGUGGGAGUGGCAGUGUUGGGUCGGUGACCGGUGGUGGGAGUGGCAGUGUGGGUGGCAGUGUGGGUGGGGUUCGUCGUCAGAGUGUGCAGGACUUUUACUUCGGUCGUUUGAUCGGCGAAGGCUCUUUUUCCAGCGUGUUCCUGGCCCGCGAAGUCAGUUCCAAUCGGGAAUUGGCCAUUAAAGUGUGCGACAAGCGGCACAUUUUGCGCGAAAAGAAGCAGGACUACAUUCAGUCCGAGAAACGCAUCCUCGUUUUCAUCCACGCCCAUUGGGACGAGAAGCGACCCUUCUUUGUGCGCAUUCAAUCCACGUUUCAGGAUGCUCAACGUCUCUAUUUUGUCAUGACCUACGCCAAGAAUGGCGACCUCCUCAAGUUCAUUGAGCGCAUGGCCCAGAAGGACAUUGACUGCACGCAGUUCUACGCCGGUCAGCUCCUCGCCGCUGUCGAGUUCUUGCACGAGCACGGCAUUCUCCACCGCGACCUCAAGCCCGAGAAUAUUCUGCUCACUGAGCGUAUGCACAUCCUCAUCACGGACUUUGGCAGCGCCAAGUUCCUCCCGCCUAUGCGACGGGCCCACGCCCACCCGGGCGAAGUGAACGAAAGUCGGCGGCCGACGGACGAUGAUGUCGACGACACCUCAGACUACUCCGGCGAGCCCCCGCCCAAGCGCGCCUCCUUCGUCGGCACGGCCCAAUAUGUCAGUCCGGAGAUUCUCACCGGACAGCCGUCGACCCGCGCCUCUGACCUGUGGGCCAUUGGCUGCAUCCUCUACCAGAUGUGCACGGGCUUGCCCCCAUUUCAGUCCCAGUCGGAGUACCUCAUCUUUCAGAAAAUCCAGCGUCUGGAGUACUGUUUCCACGAGGGAUUCGAUGAGAAUGCCAAGGAUCUGGUGCGCCAGCUUUUGGUCAUCGCACCCACGGAGCGCUUGGGUGCCUUGGACGCAGUCUAUUACCAAUCCAUUCGAGCGCACCCUUUCUUCAUGGGUCUAGACUUUGAGAGUCUGCACGAAGCCACUCCGCCCGCCUUGGCGCCCUUUCUGCCUCGGGCGGACGAGCCGGACUCGUGUUGGCGGCGAAACCCGGCCAUGAAGCCGGGCGUGGGCGACUUGGCCCGCCUGCAGAUCGACACGCCGGGCUCGAGCGACGAUGAGUUGGAGCGCGCCGUCCUUCGACCCAUCAGCAGCAGCGACUCCACGUCCAUCAGCUCGAUGACCAUGUUAGAGAGCGGUGGGGGCGGGAAAGGGCGUGGCAAGAAUAUAGUAAACAUCACGGAUGAGGAACGUAGACGCUUGCUUGACGAUCAGAGUCGGACCAACAAGUUCCACCGAUUUGUCGAGGGCAAUCUGAUCAUCAAACAAGGCAUUCUCGACAAGAAGAAAGGUCUGUGGUCGCGUCGACGCAUGUUCCUCCUUACGGAAGGUCCCCACUUGUAUUAUGUGGAUCCCGACGCCAUGGUGCUCAAGGGUGAGAUCCCUUGGGACCCGAGCAUUCGCCCCGAAAUCAGAGACUUCAAGAUCUUCUUCGUGCACACGCCCAACCGCGUGUAUUACCUCAUUGAUCCGGAAAAUACCUCCAAAGAGUGGUGUCACGCUGUGGAAGAGGUCAAGGCCUACUAUUUCGGAGCCUCCAAUUCGCCCUCCAAGGUCAAAUCCAAGGCCGUGUCUGCCGUUUCCUCUUCUUCCUCGCCGUCUUGAGGCCCCGCAAUCCUUCUUUCUAUAUAUAGAUUCAAGACCUUACAUCCAAAUUCAGUGAUAGCUCCCCUCCUCUCUUUGUUCCCUUGCCCUGGCCCGCUGCUCCCUUUGAUGCUCCCUUUGAUGCUCCCUUUGAUGCUCCCUUUGAUGCUCGUGUGAGCGCCAUCGCCUGUCUGGCCGGGAUCUGGAACGUCGGGCUGGUGUUGAUGAUGAGGAACGACGAGGAGCCCGCCUACUUUUGUCAUAGCCCUGGAAAAGCCCGAGAGAGAAGAAAAAGGCAGUGGAACCAACUUGUCCAAGAAGUUUCCAGGUCAUCCUCAAAAGUGGUACCUACGCAUUAUUGUGCCAGCCCAGCUGUCUGGUAAAUGCAAUGCCCUCCUCCUUAUCCUUAUUCUCUUCUUUACUCUCCAUUUAAGUCUCCAUUUAAGAUCAACAACGUUGAUCCUCGACAAUGAUCCAGCCCCAUUUCCUUCAGAAAAUUCAACCCGAGAUUGUCAGUCCGUUUUGAAGAUAAAAGUGAAGAAAAAAAUAGAACGCAAACUGUUUCCCCGUGUCCAAAACAAUAACAUAAUAAACUCAUUUUACUCGUAGUUGAGCGGGAGACAGGAACACAAGUAUCUAUUGUUGACAGUGGACGCAGAACCAUUUUGAUAAAUUAUCAGAAUAACAGUAAUAUCGAUGAUGACCGACGACAUGGAGUGCAUCCCCCGCCGAUCCAUGUGGAUGUUACCAAUAAAAUCUGAAGUUUUUUUCGACUCGA